This is a messenger RNA of Volvox carteri f. nagariensis, 3348 nucleotides long. RefSeq lists its product as uncharacterized. The record is from RefSeq and is a predicted model, not a curated record. NCBI's taxonomy places the organism in Eukaryota, Viridiplantae, Chlorophyta, Chlorophyceae, Chlamydomonadales, Volvocaceae. Bases 1 to 3348 code for a protein of 1115 amino acids. Gene Ontology annotation, molecular function: glycosyltransferase activity. Gene Ontology annotation, cellular component: chloroplast. The transcript has 10 exons.
AUGGAUUUGGUUAGGUCGCCUGCUCUGUUGAGCGCACGGGAAUUGCGACGGAUGGGUUCGAGCGAAUGUGCUCGUCGCGCAUCAAGGAAUGCGCCGCGUCUAGUGAGCUAUGCAAACUGGUUUCAGCAGCAGAGCACGCAAGCUGUGACUGGCGAUGAGAAUUCGGACGCCCCGGCCAGGGUCUCCCGCCCUGUCGUCAGCACCUCAGCAGAGGAGGACUUCAUGCGCCGUGCAAGGAAAAUGGAGCGCCGAAUUGCCAAGCUGAAAAGAUUGCAAGAGCGGCUCAGCCAAUUGAAGGAAGAAUCGGAUUUAAUGCAAGCGUAUGCGGAGGCAUCCGCGGAUAGCGAUUCUGAUGCCGAAGACGCCCCCCUGCGCGCCCCAGCCGCCUCCGCGAGCGCUGAGGAGCUGCGGCAGUGGGUAGCCGCGCUGGUGGCCAAGUCUGCAGCCCGGGCCGCCAAUGCCGGACAGCAGGGCAGAGGCGGCAGUAGCACUGCCGCCACAAGCAGUAGCAACAGCAGCAGCAGCGUUAGCAGUACCAACGGGGCCAGUAGCGGCAGCAGUAUCUACAGGCAAAGUGGCAGUGGCGGCUGGCAAGGGGAUUCUGGCGCAAGGCCCAUGCCACCACCGCAACAGCCGCAACAGCAGCAGCGGCAGCCGUCAGCACCGCCGCCGACUCCAGGGGCCCCUACAAUGCCGCCCUGGGGGCAGGCGACAGCGACAGCGACAGCGACGGGCCCACCUCGCCAGGCCGGCAGUAGCAGCAGCACCAAGGAUAGCACCACCACCACCACCACCGCCAGCACCACCACCACCAGCAGCACUGCUAGUACAGGCGCAGGUUCUGGGGGCAUUGGGGCCGUGCGGCGGUACACGAUGGUUCAGCUGCCCUCUCCGGGAGGCCAGCAGCCCGCUUCCGCCGCCGCACCGGUCACGUCCAAUGCCGUACUCGCCGCGGCGCCGGCUGAGGCAGAGGCAGCUAAGCCAACGGCCAAGGCCUCACUGCUGGAAACACCGCCGCCGCUACCGCCGCCGCCGCUGGCGCAGUGGCGGCAGCAACCUCACGCGGGUUCGACUUCAGCGCCGCCAGGGCCCCCGGUGGCGCGGCCACAGGGAAGUCAAACGGCAGUUUCAGCGGCGACGGUGAUGGCGGAAAAUGCGCCCCUCGCGGGCCCAGGGCCUACGACGGCAAACUGGCGCACCGCCGCCAGCACCUCUUCACCAUCCCCCUCGCCAUCCAAGCCCUCCUCUUCCUCCUCUUCUUCCCCCUCGCCAUCCGAGCCGUUCUACUCGGUGGGCGCCAUGUCAAACGAGACGCAACGAUUGUCGCAACCGCAACCGCCGCAGAAGCAGAAACAACCAAGUACGACGUCUACCGCCGCCGGCAGUGCGGCACCGUCAACCCCUGCCGCCGUACCCGUACCCGUACCCGUACCCAGCCCCCCACGGGACCCCAAAGCGGAACUCCGCACAACCAUCUUCCCGGAGAGCCUCACAUCCACAAAUCCGUACACGCUGUACGAUAUGCCACUGCCGCCGCUGCCACUGCGCGAGUCCUGGCAGACGCCGGCGGAGCGGCGGCGGGCUGACGCAGCGGCGACGGCGCCGCGAAGCGGCGGCGGCGGCGCCGCCGCCGCAGCGGCCACUGCCGCCACGGCCCUGGCGGAACGGCCUCGUGACUUGGUGUUUGUGACGGCGGAAGCGGCACCGUGGUCCAAGACGGGGGGGCUGGGGGAUGUGAUGGGCUCACUGCCCCGCGCCCUGGCGGCCCGGGGCCACCGGGUUAUGGUGGUCAGCCCCCGCUACUUGUCCCCCGCGACGGAGGAGCGCUAUGCGGGCCUUACGAAUACGGGCGUGAGGGCCACCCUGGACCUCGGACCCCCCCAGUCGGGGGGUGGGGGAAGCCACGAAGUGGGUUUUUUCCACACGCACAAAGACGGCGUGGACUGGGUAUUCGUGGACCAUAUGUCGUACCACCGAGAUGGCACGCCGUACGGCAACGCGUACGGGACGUAUGGGGAUAACCUGUUCAGGUUCGCGCUGCUGUGUUUGGCGGCGUGCGAGGCCCCCUUGCUGCUGCACAUUGGGGGCCACCGUAGAGGUACGCCCCCUGGACUGCCGUACGGCCAGGACGUGACGUUCAUCGCCAACGACUGGCACGCGGGUUUGGUCCCCGUGUAUUUGGCGGCCAAGUACCGACGACACGGGGUCUUUAAGAAUGCUCGGUGUGUGCUCGCGUUGCACAACCUGGCUCACCAGGGAGCCCACCCGCCCAACUGCUUUAGUUCGUUGGGCCUCCCACCGGACUGGUACGGCGCCUUGGAGUGGGUCCUAACCCCGGGUGCCGGGGGCAGCGGAGGGGGAGGACACGAGCGCAAACCCACCAUCAACAUUCUUAAGGUACGGCAGGCCCAUACGGCUCGUGGAAUUAUUGGCAGUCUGGGUGGUAAGGGUUUAUGCAAGGCCGCGCUCCAGGGCGCCCUCGGGUUGCCCGUGGACCCCGCCGCCCCCCUCCUGGGCUUCAUCGGCCGACUGGACUACCAGAAGGGGCCAGACCUGGUGCUGCAGGCGCUGCCCCGGCUGGUGGCGGCGGGAUGCCAGGUGGUGCUGUUAGGCAGCGGCGCCCCCGACUACGAGGAGGCGUUCCGAGCCGCCGCCGCCGCCUUUCCUGCAAAUGUACGAGCGCACGUGGGAUUUUCCGUACCGCUAUCGCACCGCAUCGUGGCGGCCUCCGACAUACUCCUGAUGCCCUCGCGCUUCGAGCCGUGUGGCCUCAACCAGCUGUACGCCAUGCGGUACGGCACCGUACCUGUGGCGCACGGCACGGGUGGUUUGCUGGACACUAUCGACGAUGUGAAGCCCUUUUGGGGCGAGCCGGCGCGGAAGGAGGAGGAGGAUCUGGACGAGCUUUUUGCAUCAGGCCUGUCGUGGGGCCGCCGUACAGCCUCCCGCUCCGCAGACGACCCCUCCACCAACAAUGCCGAAUACUACCAGCCCUUCCAGGAUUACUUCGGCUCGUCCGGUCGGUACGGCCCUGUCGACGAGUACGACGACGAUAAUGAGUACGGAAGCGAGUACGACGAUGACGACAGCGAUCUGCCUGCCUGGCGGCGGGGCCUGGGUUUGGGUCGCAGUCGCGAUCCGGGCACGGGUUGGACCUUCGCGCCCGCCACGGCGGAGGCUAUGUUGGACUCGGUGACGGCGGCGCUGGCGGUGUACGAGCACCACCCCGACAAGUGGCGGCGGAUUCAGCUCGCGGGGAUGCGGCGUGACUUCAGUUGGGAGCGGGCGGCGCGGCAGUGGGAGGCGGUGCUAGAGGGGGCCCACGUGGCGGCGGCGUACUGCAAGUGA